Molecule: messenger RNA, 1830 nt
Organism: Symbiodinium pilosum
Lineage: Eukaryota; Dinophyceae; Suessiales; Symbiodiniaceae
Source: the annotation of a GenBank genome assembly
AUGCCUUCCAUCCGCAAGCCACUCUGUGACAGCCGGGUAUACAGCUCCUUUCAGCUGCCCAAUGGCAUGCGAGCUAUUGUUGCCAGUGAGUCGGAUAAGUCCGUUGCUGCUGCAGCAGCGCUCUGCGUGCUGGCUGGAAGCAUCCACGAGCCCAAGGACAUCCCUGGCCUGGCACACCUUUGCGAGCAUAUGCUUCUGCACGGAACCCUCCAGCCUUGGGGUACAACUUUCUCUGAGCACAUCAAGGCGCACGCAGGUCAGCACAACGCGGUCACUACAAUGUUGCAAACUUGCUUUGCCUUCGAGAUUCAGUCUGACCACUUGGAUGCUGCUUUGCGUCUUUUCUGCCGCUUUUUCCUGUCACCCACAUUCUGCCAAUCGCAUCAACAUCAGGAGCUUAAGGCUAUUGAUGCUGAGCAUCGUAUGAACGCUCAAAGCGACUUUCGCCGACAAUGGGCGGUGUUGUUGCAGGAUGCUAACCCUCGGCACCAAUAUCACUGGGCUUCAGGCUGCAGCAAGUCCCUGCUACAAGGCGCCGCAGCUCUCAAGUGUGAUUUGCACCAAGCCAUGGAGAAGUUCCAUGAGUCCACCUACAAAGCUAGUCGUAUGGCGUUGGCAGUUGUGGGCCCGCAGCCUGUGGAAAAGUUGGAAGCAUGGGUGAGAGCAUGCUUCUCAGCGGUCCCAAGCGCCCCUUUGCAAGUCUCCAGCACUGCCCUGACUGGAGAUCAGGUCAGCGGUUGCGAGCCCGCGUUCCUGCAGGAGGAUUUCUGCGGGCAAGUAUUCAUCGUGCCGCUGAAGGACCUGCAUCAGCUCAAGCUCUCCUGGAAGAUUCCAUGGCAGGUUGCCAGCUGGAAGUCCAAGCCCACGGCAUAUGUGAGCUACCUUGUGGGCCAGGAGGGCCCUGGGAGCUUACUGGCCGCCUUGAAAGCCCGGAGCCUGGCGCAGAAUCUGUCGAUUGCAUGCUUCGACUAUCAUGGUGUCCUAUCCACGUUGGAGCUCACGGUGGACCUGGUGAACACACACGAGCAGACGAUUCUUGAAGUAGGCAAGCUGGCUUUCGCCUUCAUUUCCAUGCUUCGCUCGCUCGGGGUGCAGAAGUGGGUCUUGGAAGAGUACACCCACUUGCAGCAGCUGAACUACAACUUCCAGUUCGACACGUCAACCUACAAUCUCGUUCAGGACUUGGCAUGCAACCUCCACUACUACCCGGUUGAAGAAGUCCUGGCAGCGGACAGCCUCUUAUAUGAGCAGGACCUGCAGGCAUCUCUGGAGAUCCUCAAGGGCAUGACUGUGGAGAACACCCGGCUCACCGUGCUCUGCAAAGGCCUGGAAUCUCUGUGUUCCUCCCUGGAACCUUGGUAUGAAGCGCGAUUCCUGAAGUUCCAGAGCAUCAAAAGGUCGUGGAAGGAGAGCUGGAAGGAGAUCGAGCUAAGUUCGUGGAGUGCGCUGGUACAGCAAGAGGGACUUCACCCUGAGAGCUACGCCAGCGCAGAGCGCUCCACACGUGGCUGCCUCUUUCUGCUUGCGCUCCUUCGAGUUGUCCUCGGCAAAGGAUGUGGCCUUGGCGCACCCAGGCACGUCCUCUGCAAAUGCGUGGAGCAAGCUCUCAGAGCAGAAACUUUUGAAGCCCGAAUGGCGGGUGCUAUGUACAAGCUGGACAUGGCAGACCACUGCUUUUUGCUCCAGUUCCUUGGCUUCCGGGACAAGAUGGUGCUCUUGGUAUCCAGCAUGCUCUGCAGCAUGAACAGAAUCUCUGGGGAGGUUUUCCUGCAGGCGAAGGCGCAGCAGGAGCUGGAUUACGGCACGGUUGUCAUCAUCUUGUUCCUGCUU